Melampsora larici-populina 98AG31 is the source of this 1515-nucleotide messenger RNA. RefSeq lists its product as uncharacterized. The record is from RefSeq and is a predicted model, not a curated record. The transcript has a single exon. NCBI's taxonomy places the organism in Eukaryota, Fungi, Basidiomycota, Pucciniomycetes, Pucciniales, Melampsoraceae. Bases 1 to 1515 code for a protein of 504 amino acids.
AUGCAAUGGCACGAUGAACGCUACGUGCAGGUCGAUCAUACAAUGGACUCAGUCGUCUAUAAACAGACGACCGCUAUGGACGCGGCGUUCAAAUCGGUGCAAGCAAACAGAAGUCACCCAAACCAUCCCUACAUCGAGAGCUUGGCGGCGUGCCCACCCCAGCAAAAAAUCGACCAUGGUGCUUGCUUCGGGAAACCUACGUCCUGCUUGUUGGCCACCGCCUCCAGUGCAUCGCAUUCCCCGUCGCACAUUGAGAUCCAACGGGCAUCAUCCAAACGUACAAAAGAAGAAAACACGGACGGAACUGUAUUCUGCGGCUCUAUCCCUGCCAAUCCUGCGCCGCCUCUACGCGAGUACCGGUCCUCACUUUUCUCUGAAGCAAGCCUAAGUAGUUCGAAGUCAGUGAUUAGCGUACCCAGCAGUCCUGUCACGUCCGUCCAGUCCAUCAAUCCCUUUGAAUCGAGGGAGUUUGUAGAGCUAUCGCACUGGGAUACAGCAGCAACCAGAAAUUCCGCUGAGUCCAAGGUCCGCAUCGACGUUAGUACAUCAGCCCGAAAAUUACCAUACUUUAGGAUCUCAAAAAUCAAAGGUCUCCUGGCCGAAAAAGCAAAGCAAGGUAUAGCAAGCGUGCAAGGAUCACCUGAUUCCUGCACAGCUUUCACUCACUCCGAGGAACUCUAUACCCGUUCGCAAGGAGGAAAGGCUGAUUCAAUCACAUCGUCCGCGGAGACAUUGCAAUUCACACGCUCAACCCAAUGUACGGUAGAGCAGAAGAAACUCGUGGCUCGAGAAGCGACCACAAAAACUAUAACGAUUCCAUCUUCAUGCCCCCAAUCCAUUCCCUUGAAAGCGAUACCGACCCCGCCAAUCACGCGACCAUCAUCGGACGGAGAGACAUCAUCACCCAUUGACCCAGCUACUCUGUAUCCUCUUCUUUGCUCCACCACUUCUGAUCGAAAGGAGCCCGCGAAUGCAACCUUUAGCGGGUAUGUCGCUGACUACAAAAAUCCCGCGGAGCCGACCGAAACUAGAUUAAAGCGCUUCCAGCCACCUGCGGAUGAAGACACAGAUAGUUCAGAGGAAGAGAUGGAUUCAAUCAUUUCAGGCUUGCUUCGUAUCAGCGCAAUAAAAAAGCCAGCAGACUCGAACGCCUCUAUCCACUCGAGUACGACUAGCUCAGAUGAUGUUAAAUACCGCAGUCCAUCUCAGAUCGAAGAUGAGGAGCAUCACGUCGAGCCGGUAGAAAUGGCACACCAAGAUGAAUUGCAACUCGCCGAUGAUGACGAUUUCAAUGACCGGCGGUCUUCUAUUGGCUCUUUGGUGGUCAUUGAUGAGCAAGACGAGCUGGUUGAGCAUCAUUUACCAAUUUGGCCAGCGAUGUCUUCCACUAUCAAAUCACCUUUCAGCACCACCGAAACAACCACACUGCCGAAGUGUUCUGGUUCGAUGCGCUCCCCCAUUCAGGAGAGGAAGCAGAUUGUGAAAGCAGGAAACCGUCCCUUGCGGGUUGUAUAA